Blastocystis hominis is the source of this 1452-nucleotide messenger RNA. RefSeq lists its product as hypothetical. The transcript is spliced from 3 exons. Bases 1 to 1452 code for a protein of 483 amino acids. The record is from RefSeq and is a predicted model, not a curated record. NCBI's taxonomy places the organism in Eukaryota, Bigyra, Opalinata, Blastocystidae.
AUGGGAAUGCGCUAUUAUUCUUUAGAUGUCGCGAAAGGUUUAGGCAUAUUGCUUAUGAUUUUGUCGCAUCCCUUCCUGGGUUCGCUUUCCAGUGUUGACUCUCUCUUUUUUCUAAAUGUUGCAGAAGGUAUUCCAAAAAUCGUGUGGUAUUGUAUAUUCGUUCCUUUGGGUGUGAUAGGAAAUAUGGGAUCAUUUUUUGUGUUCCUAUCAGCUAUCUGUAACACCCUGUCUUUUUUGGAUAUAUCAAAAAAGGGAUGGAAGGUUGUCUGGCGCUAUUUGAUGAUGAAGUGUGUUUUUGGAAUUCUAUUGCGCGCGAUCGAAUGUUUCUGGGUUAGUUGGUCGACAGACUAUGAUAUUGUCGAAACACGUACGUUGCAGCUGCCUGUAGUUCCUAUCCCUUUUUCAAGUAACGUGAUUGACUGCAUUGGCUUUAAUAGUUGGAGUAUUUCUUUAGUCGUUUAUUUGCUUCGCCUGAUUCCUUUCCUUCGAGACUAUCGAAUUCAGAUUUACCUUCUCUACAUCCUCUCUAUUGUGCUCACUAUUUUCUCGAGAUGGAUCUCUGAAGGUUGUCUGGUGAUUACAGACUGGUGCAAAACGCAGCAUUUUACGAUUUUGGAAUAUUGCUUUUCGAAGAUGAGCAGUGGCACAGAUCAGAUUCCUCAGCUGUGGCCAUUCGGUCUUCUGGGCGCCUCCGUGGCCAUCAUUCUCCACUCUGGAGUCAGUCUUUUGCAUUUGAUUUGGUUUUCGAGCAUCGUUUUUUGCGUGAAUUGUAUCAUUGGCAUGGUGUAUCUCUAUUCGAUCGACGACUUCGUCACUGAGUUGUUCGAAGCCUUCAAGCCCGAAGGAUUCGAGUUCAUUUCCAUGGGAGUCGAGGCCGUUCUGAUCCUGGUUCUGAUCCUGCUGAUCGAUGACAAAAGACGAUUGGCACUGCGAAGAAGGGGGUCUUUGAAACGCACGUCAUAUCUGCGAAAGCUCAGCGUGCUGUCGUUUACCAUUUUCAUUCUUCAGAAAUGGUUCAACAAGCACAUGCUGGUGAUUUUUGAGUUUUUCUUCGGACAGCUGAUCGACAGCGAAAAGAAGGAGCUCCUGUGGACCUGGCCCGUCAUCGUGUUGUUCAUGGUCGUGCUCGCGUUUGCAGCGAUCGGGAUCACGGAGCUCUGGAAGCACUUCGAAUUCCGCUGUUCUAUGGAGCAUCAGGUUAAUAGGAUUCUGCUGUGGCUCUUUGAUAAGCAGUAUAGCAAGACAGAUUAUAAAGCGAUUAUUUAUGGGCCGUUGAAGGAGGUGCAGAACGAGAUUGAUUGCGGACAUCGGGACGAAGAACCGGUUGAAGUGGAAUUAGGCAUGCAGCGACUCGAUAGUUUUUGUGUUUGUUACAAACAAGCCACUAAGCUAAAUGGAUACCAGUCAAAUAAGACCAACUCCUCCAGAAGGGCGCGAUUCUCCGGGUUGUAG